This is a messenger RNA of Clupea harengus (Atlantic herring), 3208 nucleotides long. RefSeq names its product biotinidase (gene btd). The record is from RefSeq and is a predicted model, not a curated record. Gene Ontology annotation, molecular function: hydrolase activity, acting on carbon-nitrogen (but not peptide) bonds, in linear amides. Lineage: Eukaryota; Metazoa; Chordata; Actinopteri; Clupeiformes; Clupeidae.
UUUAAGUUUUUGAGUAAACUUCCAUGACUCACACAUCCACAUUCAGAUGAAUGUGAUUCAUUUGCUGGUUGAUGACUAUGUUAUCCAAGCAAUAGUUCUAUUCCAUUGUUAAGAAUUAUUAAUUUGCAGGCGUCACAAAUACGACAGUAGAAAAACCACAAACUAAAUGGAACAUUUCAUGUGCAUUUUCAAGGUCCAAGUUUGUGUGUUUGUGUGUGACUCAAAGACACAAAUGGUGUGUUCUACCCAUAUAACUUCGUUAUGGAGCCGAAUUAGUUUGGAGCGUUAACCUGCGUGAAAUAUAGUGUCAACACUGUUCUUUUGGAAUUGUUAUUAUUAUACGAUAGCAAAAAAUAGGCCUACAGUAGUGCUCUAUGACCAGUGGUUUAGUUUAGGCAACGACACACUGCCCCCUGGCGGCUGUCCUUAAAGGUGUGCAACCGCAUCGGACAAGGCCUACUGCAGGUAAUUUUCCUACAUGGUUAUUGAACGCAAACGGUGGUCAAUGUUUUCGAUGACCAAAUGUGUCUGGCUAAUAGUAAUAACACACCCAGUAAUCUUGUGUCGUUGUCAAAAAUAAACUGUGGAUUAAACAAAGCAAACCCAUUCGCACUAGUCUCCUACAACAAACACCACGUGACUGAAGGGGAGGGCAAAGUUAUCACAUGAACGUUUGUAGAUGAGACAUUUAGCCUGCAAACAGCUAGCUGUAAGUGGAGUUGUUGAAAUGAAUGGUAUUAGUCAAAGACGGUGGUAAUGUGGUGCGUGCAAUUGCAAGUCCGGCUAAAUUUAGAUACCAGGCGUAGGAAAACAUACGGUGGCGGCGUUGGGUCAUAGCAUACUAGCUUUCUUCUCGGGAACCUUCCUAACGUUACAUUACCUGUAGGCUACAGCCUGUAGCAUGAUGUGAAGUUUCUUAGCUAGCUAUCGCUGAGCAACUUGUCAUAUUGUUCGGUUCUCGCAUUUAGUUAGAUUGGUCGUCUGUAACUACUUUUUAAUGAAUUUAUCAGGAUUGUUAUCCACCCACCUGCGAGUCUCCGUCAGCAGUCACAAAGUGGCUGAAACGCACGUUUUCCUCCUGUUUCAUCCAAUCAAAUGCCAGAGUUGCAGCAACGUUGUUUUGGAAUGUUCAUGGUACAAUCAGUUACUUAUAUGAGUGAUGGUCUUUCAAAUAAUCAUUAGCUAGUAGUCUUUUCUGCUGGCUUCACAAGUUGGACUUUAUUCUACCAGGCCUAACAUUAUUGCUGCACAGUUGUGUUGCUUAAGUACGAAUGUCAGCCCUACCGUACUCACUUGCCGAGACACUUUACAGACAGCAGAGGGCCGAAUAUCAAAAUUUGCACCUGGGUGUAAUCAUUAUGUCCCCGUUACGCCUAGCUAUAUUAUGGUUGAGUUUGUUUACUUCACCAUCGGCACCGACAGCGCUCCCUUCCUAUGUCGCCGCUGUGUACGAACACUUGGUUGUGCUGAACACGAACCCCGGCAUUGAUCUCGGGAGGCGUGCAGCCUUGGCACACAUGCAAAAGAACCUGGACGUAUUUGAGGAGCAAGCUGCAUUAGCAGCUCAGCAGGGUGCCCAGAUCUUAGUGUUCCCAGAAGAUGCUAUCCAGGGCUUUAACUUCACCAGAGCAUCUAUAGCAGGUUACUUGGAGCUGGUGCCGGAUCCAACAGUAGUGACAUGGAACCCAUGCUCUGAACCAGCGCGCUUCUCCGACACAGAGGUGCUCCAGCGCCUCAGCUGCAUGGCUCAGAAGAACAGCCUCUACCUGGUGGCCAACAUGGCAGGACUCCAGGUGUGCAACUCAACCACAGAUGCCCACUGUGCCUCAGAUGGGCGCUACCAGUUCAACACGGACGUGGUGUUCUCCUCGGACGGCACCCUGGUGGCCCGCUACCGCAAGCAGAACCUGUACUUCGAGGCCGCCUUUGAUACGCCCCUGGAGAUGGAGCUAGUCACUUUCUCCACGCCCUUUGCUGGACGCUUCGGGGUGUUCACCUGCUUCGACAUCAUGUUUCGAGAACCAGCUGUGGCCCUGGUGGAAAACCUAGGUGUCAAGCAGCUGGUUUACCCUACCGCCUGGAUGAACCAGCUCCCCCUACUGGCCGCUGUGCAGUUCCAGCGCUCCUUUUCCUACGCAGCCGCAGUCACCAUCCUCGCAGCCAACGUUCGUGCGGCCAGCCUUGGCAUGACGGGCAGUGGCAUCUUCACCCCUUGGCAGGAGGUUCACCAGCACGACAUGGUAGGAGAGACUGGGCGGUUGCUGGUGAGUCGGGUGCCCGUUCUCGAUCCCGCAGUGAUCGCACGUAGCACUGGGAGCACAGGGCUGGCAUGGUUGCCAUUCUCUGGGCAUCGCAAGCGAGAGCCUGGACUUGAUGAGGCAGGAGAUGCCCAUGGCUGGCCCAGAAAGGGUUGGCAUUUGGAUGAUCAAGCUAAGCCCCGCAGCAUGGAAUCUGACUACUGCUUGCCAGGCAAUGACAACUGCAAUGAUAGGCCAGCAAGGCCUGUAGUGUUCACUUCCAUCAUGAUGUAUGACAACUUCACUUUAGUGCCCCUACAAGACACUGAGGGGAACCUGACAGUGUGCGAUGGCUCGCUGUGCUGCCACCUGCUGUUCAGGAGGUCCACUGCACCUGGCACAGAGCUGUAUGCUCUGGGUGCUUUUCAGGGACUUCACGUAGUUCAUGGCACCUAUUACCUGGAGGUGUGUGCCCUGGUCAAAUGCACAGGCCCAGACUUUGCAAGCUGCGGUGGCGAGACUGAGCAUGCUCAAACCCGGAUAGACUUUCGACUGGAAGGGAACUUCAGCACUCGUCACGUGUUCCCAGGAAUACUGGGAAGCGGGAUGGCACUGGACAUCCCGGAUGAGUCCGGAAGAGAGAGCGACAACUGGUUUUAUAUGAGCCGGACUGGAAUGACUGCUGGACUGGUGACAGCUACUCUGUACAGUAGAGUCUAUGAGAAAGACAACAGUUGAGCUCUGGGUCUUGGAACACCAUGGCGACCAACUUCCAAUAAACAACACAUCUUGGUAAACAAAGCCAGUCUCCUGGGGCAGUUGUGUACCAAACCCACCACAGAAUAGGCCUUAGAGAUGAACACUAAAGUGUGCCAUGACCGGAUACAAGUACCUUAGAAAAGGAACUAAAGGAUCUGAACUACAACGCUGAUCAGGGGAAUCAGUCACCUUCCAGAAUUGUAACAUUAAAG